AUGGCCGGUAUUGCUGACGAAAUGGCUCGAAAGCGCAAAUUGACACAGGCCACGUGUCGAAUAAAGGGAAUUGAAUACAACUUGUGCAUUGAACCUAUCUUUCAGUUGUGA
Messenger RNA from Aphanomyces invadans, 111 nucleotides. RefSeq lists its product as hypothetical. Bases 1 to 111 code for a protein of 36 amino acids. The record is from RefSeq and is a predicted model, not a curated record. The transcript has 2 exons. NCBI's taxonomy places the organism in Eukaryota, Oomycota, Saprolegniomycetes, Saprolegniales, Verrucalvaceae.